AUGGUCUCUAAACCCUUCAUCUGGCUUAUCUCUGGCCUUUCUUUGUCUUCUCUCUAUCAAAUCAGUCUAUCAUUCGAACUGCAGCCAAUUGGGUCGUCUUUGGUUGAGACUGAUCGACAUUCGACCAGAGACAAUGAUUUCUCCGCGCUCGAUCUCCUCAGCAGCGAAACCUUUCUCUGGGGUGGAUCUCAAAAUGGCCGAUCCGCGCUGGGUAAUCUGACAGUCCAUAUGCCUGGAGAUGCAGAGAACAUUAUCUCCAUGGAGAAGUUUCAGCCUUUGUUGCAGUCCACUCAGUGUACUGAUAAGACUAUGACCAUGGACUUCAAAGACGAGCGAUCUUAUCAAUAUGGUCAACGCCUCUGGCAGUGGGUCAAUGACGCCGAUGAUCGAAAAUUCGUUUUGGUCGCUGGAAAUGGUCAUUGCGGUUGGAAUGAGCAUCGCUUGCCCUUCGUCGUUUCGAACGUGCUGUUCAGCGAUGCAAAGAAUACGAUCAGUGUCAUUGGAUAUGUAUCAGAUUGGAAGACCGUUGCACAUACGUAUGAGUUGUUUGUUGGUGGCCAUCCUUCGUCCGAGAAGCGUGAUAUUGAUCACACCUUCUCCCUUGAUUUCAAUCACGCUUUACCUCUGAGCAGCAAGUCACUCUCCAUGGGAGAUUUCAAGUUCACAUAUGAUUGUGAAGACUGCGGCACCAAGGGCGAGUUUGACUUUCAGUUUGAGCUUAAGACAGAGCUUUUUGUUCCCACAGGAGUGUCCAUGACCUUGAGCCCCCACGGAGUCUCAGCAAAUUUCAAUCCUCGUCUCGGACUUAGUGCCAACUUCACCGGCACCAAGUCUGAUGAAAUAGAGUUGGGAAAAAUUCCCAUUGAUGGAUUGACCAUACCUGGGGGAAUUCUGGAUUUGGGGCCCGAGAUCGUUUUCAGCUGGGGCUAUGCCCUCGGCCCCAUUGUGGGCACUGCAGGCGUUUCGACAGGCGUGUCGAUCGGCCUCGAGGAUUCAGCCGAGCUCAGGAUUGAUUUAACCUCGCCUGACGUGUCCGCAAGAGGGUGGACUCCCAAAGUUACCAAGAAGCCGAUCACCGUCGAUGCUUCCAUCAGUGGUGGAAUCAAGGUCAAUGCCAAAGCCGCCAUUCAACUAGCAUUGGAAGCUCUGGAUACUGGGUUUGAAAUCGGGCUAGACCUGGAGCCCUGGGCUGGUGCAACUCUGACUGUGGCAUCGUCCUCCGGUUCAGUCUGCCCCGAUGACACCGAGAAGCAUCAUUUUGGCGUCAAGGUCGCACCUUCUGCCGGGGUUAAUCUAAAUGUCGAAGCCUCCGAGGCUGGCGAUGAGAACGAGCCGUUCCUGAGCAAAGCCAUUGCCUCUCUCACGAUGCCUCUUCCCUCCAUGUGCACUGGCUUUGAGGCCCCUCCAAACGCAGCGGGAUCCCCGAGAAAGACCACGACGAAGGCCACGUCUACCCCUCUGCCCCGAUUUUCCACCAUCAUUUCGUCUAUCGUCAGUUCGACAACCGCCGCUCUCACAACUUCUACCACCCCCAUCACUACGUCUUUCCUUUCUUCGUCCAGCUCAAUUUCAUCGAUCUCGGCUUCAUCUCCAUACCCAUAUGUCCGCCGAAAGCGCCAUAUUGUUGCGCGACCAAACGGACAAGCCCAUGCUUAA
Molecule: messenger RNA, 1656 nt
Organism: Penicillium subrubescens
Lineage: Eukaryota; Fungi; Ascomycota; Eurotiomycetes; Eurotiales; Aspergillaceae
Exons: 5
Coding region: 1-1656 (551 amino acids)
Source: RefSeq, a predicted model, not a curated record